Anguilla anguilla (European eel) is the source of this 1838-nucleotide messenger RNA. It is a transcript of the gene gra, whose product is annotated as granulito. Gene Ontology annotation, biological process: negative regulation of translational initiation. NCBI's taxonomy places the organism in Eukaryota, Metazoa, Chordata, Actinopteri, Anguilliformes, Anguillidae. The coding region runs from base 342 to 761 and encodes 139 amino acids. The record is from RefSeq and is a predicted model, not a curated record. Gene Ontology annotation, cellular component: cytoplasm. The transcript has 7 exons. Gene Ontology annotation, molecular function: eukaryotic initiation factor 4E binding.
UUUGUCACCACGCUGCUUGUUAUAUGUUUUGUGAUGCUCAUGUUUUUUUUACUUACUAUCUUGUUAGCGCUCCUGAAUGGGCACUAAACGCAUGUAGGUUUGCUGCAUGGGUCACAGUCGAUUUUGCCUUGAAAGCAAAGUUAUCUUGCUAGUCAAUUUUAAAUCUCAGUUGGAAUUGAAUGCACAUGUUUGGCUUUAAACGGAAAAUCGGGGCGUGUACAUAUUAGUUGACAAAAACAUUCAAUUGAAUGACGAAAUGUAGCCGCAUUACAUUUAAAACUAACAAGCUAGCCAAGUAGAACCCAAGUUUUGCAAGUGGCUUGUUUUGCAUAUCCAUUUCAAUGCGCAUGACUUCGUGCUUGGACAAAAUAGUCCAUCCGUCUCCUCCACCAGAGGAUAAAAUGGGCUAUAUUUGUCAGGGGAAAAUGGAAGUGUCAAGAAGAAGGAUCUACAACAAGCACCUCCAGCCAGCAAGGCCUCUGCGUCGCUUGAAUAUUGAUCCUGAACCUCGAAGAAAUGUUGAAAUUGAGACAUAUACAUGCUCACACACAGAGGACAAACCAAUGAAAAACAUUGGAGUGGAUCAGCUUUAUGAAAUUAUUCAUCUUCAUAGCCAAAGUCACCAAAAACCCAAGAAAGAAAGAAUAUCAUACAGCAGAGAAUUUCUGAUCAAGUUGGCCAGCUCCCCAAUUGCCAAAAGAAGGCCUGAUUUCUUACCAGAGCACCCAGUUGUUCUGGAUAAGCCAGUAAAGAGACCAUGAUGUAUCAAGAUUGCAUCUCUGACGUGCCCUGGAUCAAGAUGACUUAACUGAGAACUGCCUUACCCCAGAAGAAUUCAGAAUGGCUCAAGAUUUUUUUCAAAUAAAUGUACCAGUUCCUCGCCUCCUUGUUCACAUGACAGCUUGCAGAUGUGGAACGAUACACAAAAUAUUCUGCUUUUGUAAUGCAGUGUAGGUUAAUGUAGGUGUUAUAAAAGAUUACUAAUUUUUGUUUGUCUGGUGUCUCCUGUGUACAGUUCUAUAUUUGUAUAAUACUAAGUUUUCCAUUUAACUUAUUGUAGAUGAGUAAACUUUCCUGUUGUUUUUCCCCCCAGGAAUUGGUUUAAACACCAUUGUUUGCAUUAUUGUAUUUCUAAAUUGUAGUCACUGAGUUUUACAGUAGCAUUGUUUUAAACAUGACCUUUUGUUUCCCAUAUCUGGAGUGUUUUGAAAAAAAAUCUUAAAUCUUGCUUGGAAUUCAAUACAGAAUAGUUGUUGCAUUUCUUUCAGGUGUAUCACCUAAAAUCAUCCGUUGAAGACUUAUGGCAAUGAAAGAGGUUGCCUGUUAACCUCUGCAAAUCACUCGCAUCUUUAAAGGUACUAAGGGGAUUAACAUUUCAAUGAGAUGUUUUAAGAGCAUUUGCUCCUGAAAGUUGAUGUGUGCUGAUUGGAAAAAUAAUUUUGUAGCACUUCUACUAAUUGGGAUGGAUUAGUGUGCUCCUAUAUUUUUCAACUUGGGAGCACAUGUUUUCUUUGAAAUAAUGUUAGUGGUAUGGUAAUACGGUAAUACUCUACCAUCUAUAAAUGGUGAUGCAUCUGCAAGGAAGGUAUUUAGGGCAGUGUCCUUUUGGUUGCUAAGCAUGUUAUAGGUGCAAAUAAACCUGUUGCCUUGGUACAUUUGAAUUCCAAUUUAUUGUAUUAUAAAUGCUCGUUAUUUUUCCAUUGUCUUAGUUGUCUUGAUUUCAUAUUAAAAAAAAUAUAUAGCUUGAUGGCUACCAGACAGUUAUUAAUGUGCCCACAGCUGACGUGACUUCACUGUGACUGUUGAGAUUAGCCAAUUAAACUAGCCAGUUGGCUGUA